Molecule: messenger RNA, 831 nt
Organism: Aureobasidium melanogenum CBS 110374
Lineage: Eukaryota; Fungi; Ascomycota; Dothideomycetes; Dothideales; Saccotheciaceae
Exons: 1
Coding region: 1-831 (276 amino acids)
Source: RefSeq, a predicted model, not a curated record
AUGGAUAACUCAGAUAUCAUCGAGAGCACACGCGUUACCGAGCUCGAAGGCGAAGAGUGGCCUUGCUUCGUCUUUCCAGACCAUCAAGUACCUCUGGGCAUGAUUGAGCCACGGCCUCACAAGGACGCUCUGCCAGUGCUCUUUCUGGAACGCCACACAUUCGAAUGGCGAAGUCGCGAUGCUCUGAACGACUUCGAACCUUUUGAGACCAGAGAAUUUGACGCUACCCGUGCCGGCAGAGAACGCGAGCAGGCCUUCAAGGAGGCUCUCGAGUACCAUGAUCUUGACCACUAUCACAACUUGGUCCGUGGACUACAGGCAGCACGAGAAAUGGCUCAGGACAAUGCUAUCUUUCUGGACGAUAGCGACGACAAUGACGACGACAAUUUCUUCAAGUCUACCAAGCGCACCUCACUGCGAGGCGAUAGUGAUGAUGAGGUCACAAUCACUUCAGUGACCAAGAAGAAGCGCCCCUAUUCCUCAGCCUUCCAACGUCCCGGACCACCAACUCCCAGCCCGACGCCCAGCAAGAAAGUAAAAACAUCGUCAAAGAAGAAGGUCCCAGCUUCUUCACUUCCAUUCGGCGAAGAGGACAGUGAUAUCGACCUGCCUCAUUCAUCAACCUUCACUCCCACACCCACCAGGAAAUCAGCCCCUAAGCCAGCAGUCUCUACAUGGAGGCCCAGCGGCAAACUACUCAAGAUCGAUCCGAACGACUAUGUCGCCAGAAAGCAGCUUGAGUUGCUCAGGACCAAGAAAGGCGAUGGCAAAUCCCCUACCCCUGAGAAGCCAAAAGUUCUCGAGCCCGUCAAUGAGUACGUCUCCACAUGA